UGCGCGCUCCCCAAAGAGCGAGACGCGUUUUUUUUCCCAGAAAUAUGAUGCCUCCCGCGCGUCCUCGCCUGUUGGUCGCUGCUGUUUCAGAAAUGCCACCCAAGGACGACAGCUACACCGUGUAGGAGGAGCUAGCGGCGUGUUUCCGUUAAGAGUAGGCCGAGAUGGCGAUCUAAGCAGCCACACUGAAUGUGAGCUAACAGCGGCCGAAGAUUGGGCAGCUACUACCGGAAACCGAUUCACUACUAAUUCUUUAAUUACCGGGAAGCUGUGGUUCUUCGUUUUGGGCUGGGCGUAAAGAAAGAGUGGCAGCUGAACUGGAAGCAAUGGAAGCCGAGUUCUUGGAAAUCGAUGAGAACGAGAGGUGGAGCGCCAUUUACCAGGAGAUUCGCCAGCAGUCCAGCGAGUGCGCAUGCAAUGAUGCCAAACUGCCUGAAAACAAGACUCGAAACCGUUACAGGGAUGUCAGCCCAUUUGACCACAGCAGAAUACACCUGCAGCUGGGUUCCAACGACUACAUCAAUGCCAGCCUGAUAACUGUUGAAGAGGCUCAGAGAAAUUAUAUUCUUACUCAGGGACCCCUGCCGAGUACGUGUGGCCAUUUCUGGGAGAUGGUCUGGGAGCAGAGGACCCACGGUGUGGUGAUGCUAAACCGGGUCAUAGAGAAAGGAUCUAUUAAAUGUGCUCAAUACUGGCCGCAAAGAGAGGAGAAGGACGCCAUCUUUGAAGACACCAACUUCAAGGUGACUCUCGUCUCAGAGGACAUCAAAUCUUACUACACAGUCCGACAGCUGGAGCUGGAAAACCUGUUGACUCACGAGACGCGUGAGAUUUUACAUUUUCACUACACCACCUGGCCUGAUUUCGGGGUACCAGAGUCUCCCGCCUCCUUCCUCAACUUUCUGUUCAAGGUGCGAGAGUCUGGCUGUCUGAACUCAGAGCAUGGACCUGUGGUGGUCCACUGCAGCGCUGGUAUCGGACGCUCUGGGACCUUCUGCCUUGUGGACACUUGCCUCUUGUUGAUGUCUCUUCGUAAGGACCCGUCAUCGGUGCGUAUUCGCGAUGUGCUGCUGAAGAUGCGGCAGUAUCGAAUGGGUUUGAUCCAAACUGCGGAUCAGCUUCGCUUCUCUUACCUGGCUGUCAUCGAAGGUGCCAAGUACAUCAAAGGAGAUAAAUCUCUCCAGGAAUCGUGGAAAGAGCUCUCUAACGAGGAAGAUGAUCCUCCGGAGUCCCCUCCCCCUCCCCCUCCUCCUCCGAGAGACCCUCACAAUGGCAAAGUGCAGCCACCUUUUUUCCCUGAUAAAGAAGAGGUCAUCCUGAGGGAAGACCUGCGACAGAGGAUCUUAACCGCUGCAAGGCCUCCUUCUGAUAGGGCUGGUCAGCCGGACCGGCAUGUGGGAAUACCUCAUUCCACAGCUCCCAACACAUCCCAGCAGGAGGAGGAUGAGCCGAAGGCAGCGGAGCAGCCAAAGGAAAGCUCUCCUGUGCCGGGGAACUGGUCCCCUUUCCUAGUCAACGUGUGUCUCUGCACAGCGGUGACCCUCAGUGCUUACAUUUUUUAUCGAGCCUAUUUCCACUGAUGUCUCUUUCCUCUUCCUGAUUGUUUUUGUUCUGUGUCACAAAGUGGACUUGGCUGCCUCACCAGCCUGCUCUGACUCUGUCAGUGAGCUUUUGUUCUAUUCAGGUUGACCUGUUGUUAUUUUUAUAGCUGCAGCAGGAGGAGCUGCCACUAAUUACCCAAACGUCGUUUCUGUACGCCAUCACAGACGCUCAGGACCUCAGUUCUUCAGGUGCCACAACCCAAACGUACGUGUGUGUCUAUGUGUGUGUCUGUCAAGUACAUCAGACUGCGGCUGUUGGGAGGGGUUGUCUCCAAGCUGCUGGUCUGGGAACCAGGAUGAGAACCCUGUCUGCCCGUUUUAUAUGCAUCUUAUUUACCAAAAUGACAAUUUUGAAUGUGACUUUCUGUUUUCUUUUUCAUUAAGAUUUAACUUUUUGUUUUAUUUUUUAGCCCACUUGCUAACACAGAUGGGUCUGAAAUGUUCAGUCCUGAUUUUUGACAAGCCAGUCAGAAAACACGCCAGUAGAGGGGGGGGGGGGGGGUUAAAGCGGAGUGUGUAUAGAAAUAAAAAAGUGAAUUCAUGCUCACUGAUUGCAUGCAGAUGUGGGCUUGGAACUGUGAUCUGUCCACACUAGUCGCCUCUGAUUGGCCGGUUGAGUGUGUCUUGUGUGUAUCUGUACAUUUGUGUAUCUGUGCGCGCGCCUGUUCAACCUGCUCCAUGUCUCGUUAACAGGAAGUAAAAUGUGAGAUGUGGACAGAGCGGCGUCCUCUUCGUUUCCCUCUCUGGUGGCUCAAGGUGUGAAACUAAAUUGUGCAGGGGGUGGGGUGGGGAAUCACCUUGCCAGUGUUGUCUGCCAGCAAUAAAGUCAGUUUGAAGCAUCUGAGUGAGAUGUGGAGUGUGGGACCAGGGACUGAACAAACCAAAAAUCAAAUACCAGCACAGGGAUGAUGACGAUACACUGUACUGAUUGUGACCCUGAGCUGGCAGUAUUCUUUUGUAUGAUUAGUGUUUAAUUUUCUUUUAGCAUGCUGCAUUUGUGAAUCCACAGGUUUAUCCUAAGAAGAGAUUAGUUAAGCUGCUACCAUUCGUUUACCUUUGGGAUACGACAAAGUUCAACAGCUGUACCUUUCUUUAGAAUGUAUAAAUGUCCUCUAGGGACAUACCUUUAAUAAAUUUAUAUAUAAAUAUAUAUUUCCAAUCAGGUUUAAGUGUGCUGAGUUCUUUUUUUCUGCUUUGAAUGAAAACUCAGUAUCAUGUUUUCCUGUUUUCUAUAUGCUGAGCUACAAAAAAAAUGUAUUUUUUUUAAUUUACAUUUGUUUUCAUUUUUAAAUAAAAAGUAAAAAAAAGUUU
This is a messenger RNA of Nothobranchius furzeri (turquoise killifish), 2912 nucleotides long. NCBI's taxonomy places the organism in Eukaryota, Metazoa, Chordata, Actinopteri, Cyprinodontiformes, Nothobranchiidae. The record is from RefSeq and is a predicted model, not a curated record.